AUUGAGCACUGGUGGAGAGAGCUUCAUGAAAGACUUGAGCAAUUCUACAAGCACAAGCUGAAGUAUCUUAAGGACCAGGGGUACUAUAGUCCACACAAUCAACCAGAUAGGUAACAUGUGGUUCAUGCUCAAUAAUAGCAAUGCCAAUCUUUCUAUCAAGGUGUGGGUGGGUCUUGUUAGGAUCCUACAGAUAUGAAGAUCUCUAUCUUGACUUAAAAAACUCAUUAAUAAUUCAUGAAGAAAACACAAAGAAAAUCGCCUUCGGCUCGAGUUUGUAUAUGUGAUACAACACGGCCACUCAUGUUGUAAAAAUUACUUAUCAACUUAUAUGUACCUUCAAAACUCAUGUGUAUUGAUUCUGUACAACAUGUGUAUAGUCACCUUUAUUUGCUGUGUUUCUUGCUAAUUGUAUUCAGGUCAGGUGAAUAUGAAAAAGCUGGUUUAGUCCCUCCCCUCUAUUUAUAGGCCCCACUUUCUGACACAGUUACUUCACACAUGCCAGAAAUACAUACAGGUCUGCCUAGGGAUAAAUAGAGAAUUUAUGGUAAUUUGCAAAAUAUCACGUCAGUAUCGCUAUAUUUUUUCCUAUAGGUUACUACUUCCAUAUCUUUUCAUUCCACUGUUACAACAUGAACUAGAUGUAUUCAGAGAGAUAGUAUGGAAUACACACCGGAUUAGAAAGCAGGACACUCAUCUUCCAAAUGGCAUGCCAGAUCAUGUGUACAAUUUCCCAGAGGAGUAUGGUCUUGAAGAAUGUGGUAAUAUUUUACUUAUAUCUUAAUCUCUCCAAUAAGCCCCCUUUCAUGUAAUCCCCCCCCCUCAAAAAUCCCUCCUCCAAAGGGCCUGAAAACAGGCACCUGGGGUGGAUCAUAUUAGAGAUACUAUGCCAUUGCUAUUACUGCAUGACACAAGUUACAUAAAGACUUCUCCCAUCUUAUCCUUAGCAGCCUUGCUCCAGACCUGUGCCUGCAUUUCUGUUUAUAAGCAUCCCUUUUUUAUGAAAAUGUUUUCUGUAUAUUUGUAUAUAUGUGAUAAAUUUGAACAAAUGUAUUGUUAUGUGCUAAACAUUUUAGGUUGGGAAGUAACAGAGGAUCAGUUAAAAGAGGCAGCAUUUCACUCAGGUGUUCUCGAUGUUGAAGAUGAUUACCUGGAACCAGAUUUCAGAGCUAGAUGUGAGGCAAUCAUUGCAAACCCUGCCGAUGUUAAACCAAAAGAUUGUGUAGAUGCAUUUCUGUAUCUAAAAGAGCACUUUACUGCCCAACAAAAUCAGAAUGCUUCUUGA
Molecule: messenger RNA, 1282 nt
Organism: Paramuricea clavata
Lineage: Eukaryota; Metazoa; Cnidaria; Anthozoa; Malacalcyonacea; Plexauridae
Source: the annotation of a GenBank genome assembly